AUGAGAAGAGCAUGGUUUCUUAUAGACAAUGGGGUUGGUCAUGAUAAAGUAUCCCAAUCAACGGUAACCAGUGGCGAAACGUGUAAAAGAUGCAGGUCCUCGGUAAACAAGUUGACCACAAUAGCAGGACAUGUGCCUGUAGAGUGUGUGGCGUAUGACAAUCAUGACAAUUACAAUAACCUUACAAAAAUAUAUGGUCAAAUGGAAUUUAAGGAGCCUCAUAUUUCUUUAAAUGCUGCAUAUGCAGUGUAA
Messenger RNA from Sclerotinia sclerotiorum 1980 UF-70, 252 nucleotides. RefSeq lists its product with no specific name. The record is from RefSeq and is a predicted model, not a curated record. The transcript is spliced from 3 exons. NCBI's taxonomy places the organism in Eukaryota, Fungi, Ascomycota, Leotiomycetes, Helotiales, Sclerotiniaceae. The coding region runs from base 1 to 252 and encodes 83 amino acids.